AUGUCAAAAAAGGAUUUCCGUCAAAUUUAUUUCUAUGAGUUCAAGCUCGAUCGAACUGCUGCACAAACAGCUCGUAAUAUUAACCAGGUUUGGGGUGAGGGAAGCGUGAAUGAAGCGACCGUGCAACGUUGGUUCCAACGAUUCCGACAUGGUCGACCGGCACGCGAAGAUCGAAAGCGUCGAACGUGUAUCCCUGACGUGAAUGAUCAACUGAAGAUGUUGGUUCAGAACUGUCCACGUGCAACUGUUCAGGACUUUGCAAAAUUGCUCGAGUUAAGUCCGUGCACCGUUGCGAAGCAUUUGCAGCAAAUCGGUGUGAGGAAGAAGGGUGGCGAAUGGACGUAUUGUGUAGACAAUGCCGCUGCGCUGUUAGGAGUGAAGAUUGCCAAACAAAACUGA
Messenger RNA from Anisakis simplex (herring worm), 399 nucleotides. NCBI's taxonomy places the organism in Eukaryota, Metazoa, Nematoda, Chromadorea, Rhabditida, Anisakidae. The record is from the annotation of a GenBank genome assembly.